Pogona vitticeps (central bearded dragon) is the source of this 5251-nucleotide messenger RNA. It is a transcript of the gene GPR176, whose product is annotated as G protein-coupled receptor 176. Gene Ontology annotation, biological process: G protein-coupled receptor signaling pathway. NCBI's taxonomy places the organism in Eukaryota, Metazoa, Chordata, Lepidosauria, Squamata, Agamidae. The record is from RefSeq and is a predicted model, not a curated record. Gene Ontology annotation, molecular function: G protein-coupled receptor activity. Gene Ontology annotation, cellular component: plasma membrane.
GCGGCGCUAGGCGCACGCUUGCGUUGCAUCCAAAGCCUCACCGAUCGAAAGCCACCUGGGAUCUCAGGGUUUGCUGCAGACGGAGACGGCACCUGCUUUAGGAUUUCGAACUGGGAGUUGAGAGAGGCGCUGUUUCUCUCCGAAGGAUGUGAAAGCUCAGCUGGGAAGCACCAGCGCCAGCCCUGAGGCGGGAUCCAGGAGUCUCCUCGUUGGAUGCAACCAAGAUUACGAGGUCUGGAGUGGGAAGGGGAUGGUGUGGGCACGACGAGGGGCACGCGCGCCCUGGCACGGGGGAGAUGAUGCGAGAAAGAUGGGCCACCCGCGACAGCAGCCCGAUCCGCUCCCUGCCCUGCUCGCCGAUUCUGACGUGCACGACGCUCUUUCUGAGACUGAUACCUGAAUAGCUGGAUGUUUCCCAGGAUCCAGAAAUGAUUUUGGUGGAAAAGCAGGCGAGCGGGCUGCGAUUGCGGCAGCCGUCAUCUACCUGUGCGCUUUGUUUGGCGAAGAAGGUUGGAUCCGUGCGCGAAGGCUGCUAGAUAAAAUAAAUAAAUAACUAAAUAAAGGAAAACAAGACCUCUGGCCAUGGGGUACAACGCAAGCUGGGUGACUUCGGUCAAUGAAAGUGGCCAGGAUCCCAUCUAUCCGGCUGUCGCCACGGCUUGGAACGCAUCCGGUGCACAAACUGUAGGGAUCAACCGAAGCGCCCCUGCGAUCAGGACUCCCGAAGAUGAGGAAUACGGGGAAGAGCAGACGUACCUGUACUUUACUAUCGUCGUUCAAGUUGUCAUCUUUAUAGGCUCUCUCUUAGGUAAUGUCGUGGUCUUGUGGUCGACAUGCAAGACAUCAGUUUUUAAAUCGGUAACUAACCGGUUUAUUAAGAACUUGGCCUGCUCCGGGAUCUGUGCCAGCCUAGUCUGUGUGCCUUUUGACAUUGUCCUCAGUGCCAGCCCGCACUGCUGCUGGUGGAUCUAUACUAUGGUCUUCUGUAAGAUCAUCAAAUUCUUGCACAAAGUCUUCUGUUCAGUGACCAUCCUCAGCUUUCCUGCCAUUGCUCUGGAUAGGUACUAUUCAGUUUUGUACCCACUGGAACGAAAGAUAUCAGAUGCCAAAUCCCGAGAUCUGGUCAUCUACAUCUGGGCCCACGCAGUUGUGGCCAGCAUUCCCGUAUUUGCUGUGACUAGUGUGUCCGAUAUUUAUGCUAUGUCCACUUGUACUGAACCUUGGAGCUAUUCCAUUGGUCAUUUAGCAUAUGUUAUUAUUUACAACAUUACCACUGUGAUUUUGCCAGUGGCUGUGGUGUUUCUCUUCAUGAUCCUCAUCCGGAGAGCGCUGAGUGCCAGCCAAAAGAAAAAAGUCAUCAUAGCUGCCUUAAGAACACCUCAAAAUACAAUUUCUAUUCCUUAUGCCUCCCAGAGAGAAUCUGAACUUCAUGCCAUGCUGCUUUCCAUGGUUAUGAUUUUUAUUUUCUGCAGUAUGCCCUAUAUGACCGUAGUGAUUUACCGCACCAUACGUGAUGCUUCUGACACUUCUGUGUACUUGCUUCUCACUGCCAUCUGGUUGCCCAAGAUAUCACUGCUAACCAACCCACUGCUCUUCCUGACUGUUAACAAAUCUGUGAGGAAAUGUUUGGUAGGGACAAUGGUGCAGUUGCACCGAAGGUAUAGUAGGAGGAAUGUUGUCAGCUCUGGAGGUGCUGUGGACGUCAACCUAGAGCCUCAUGUCCGUUCAGGUAGCCAGCUCCUAGAGAUGUUUCACAUUGGACAACAGCAAAUUUUCAAGCCUGCAGAGGAUGAAGAGGAGAAUGAGACUAAAUCCAUUGGCUCCAGCAACUACCAACAGAAAGAAAUGCCUACCACUAGCUUAGAGGUAGAACAGACUUUAGUCCAGAGGACUGUGCCUCAUGCAGUUGCAGACUCUUCUGCGCAGGUGGCUCCCGCAAUGCCAACAGAGGCGGAACUGGCUAAUGAGAAGUAUUCCAUGCAACUUGGCUUUGGGCCCUUUGAGCUGCCUCCACAGUGGCUGUCAGAAAAUCGGAACAGCAAGAAACGCCUUCUGCCCCCUCUGGGAAAUACCCCAGAGGAGCUAAUCCAGACCAAGCAGCCCAAGUGUAGAGCAGAAAGAAAAGUGAACAGGAACAAUAAAAUCAGCAUCUUCCCCAAGGUGGACUCCUAGUAAAAUGAAGACUUUGUGGGAUGAGACAGGACUGUCUUUGUGCAUAUAUGUGAUCCUAUGGAUCUUUCUUUGGAUGACAUUUAUUAGAGGCGUAUUUUGGUGCCAAUUUAUGUAGAAACAAACAAACAAACAAAAACAAAAGUGUUCCUUAAGAGUGGGGUUUUGAAACAGACACCUAACCUUUAAUCCAUUUCACCAAAUUCAUUUUUGGCCCCUACCUAGAGGACCCAAAAUGGUAUCUCUGGGCUCUUCCUAGCCCAAAAACUACUUCCACCCUUCUGAAAUAUCCCACUGCAAUCUCGAAGACAAGCCGAGGGCAGCACAUCUGUGCACUUUUUGAUUACAGAGAAGCAUUAAUUGUUGCUGCUGUACACUUACGGGACUUGGAGAAAGAAAUUCAAUCAGCCCCAUUCCCCAAACCCUGUAACACCUUUUGCUCUUACAGAGAAAGCACUGAGCAUCUUUUAGGACAGGAAGUGGACAACGUCCAAAGGUUCAGAAACCACACAUGAGUUCCUCUGGACCUUGCAAGACUGCCCUCUGGCCUCCACACACAAUUAUUUUAAAAAAUAAUAAUAGCAACACUGUCUUUUGUACCUUCAAAGAGUCAUGGGGAUAAUUUCACUACAUUUUUGAACCUUUUGCCUUUUCUAGGCCUGGGAUGAGGUGGGCCUUUUUUUUUCUUUUCAAAAUGGGAAAUGACCUAAAAUUACUUUCAAUGUCAUUUCCUGUUUUGAAGAAACACACACCGGGAUUUAUAAGGCUGGGAAGGGGACAAACAUACUGCCAAAUUGGCUGACUGGAAGAACUGAGAAUGCAAAUCUGCAAGCCAUGCUUUCCCCUCCUUUGGGUUAGGAGCACUACAUGUAAUCUAGCUUGGGGUAUCUCCUAGCAGCCAAAUUUAAAUCGUGGGCUCUUCAGGUCUGCUUCAGAGUGUAGUAAGGUUUUCCCCACUUCCUUCUUGCAGUAUGUUGAUGUCAAAAGCAUCUGAUGGGCCCUCUUAUUGUUGAGAUGAGUGUGAACUAAACAGGUACAUGAUUUGCACAGUAUUUUUACCUGGUGCUGACAUUUUUCUAGACUAAGUGCAGCAGCAAAAAUGCUCAGCAGAGCAGCAGCAACAUGGCAUUACAGAAGUGAAGAUAUUAAUAAUUUUUUUAAAUAAUACCACAUGAAAAUGGACAUAGCAAAUUUUAAUUCUACCCACCCCAGAAAAACAUGAAUAUAUGACAGCUGAUUUAAAACUAAUGAUCACUGUGUCAAAACGUUUCCUGUGAUUCUUUGUAUGGAAUAUUUCCUGUGCCUUUGCAAUGUAGCAUGACCACUUCCAUGUAAAACGGCACUGAGGCAGCAGUAACUAUUUUGUCUGGUAUACAGUGAAUUAAAAACAAGUGCCACUGACUGAGGAUAGGUUCUUGACUGUAAAAUAUUUUCACAUUCUCCGUGAUCCAAAUAUAGAAAAUACUUCAUCAUAAGGACUUUUUAAUUCAUUGCAAGAAAAACAAAGAAUUCCAAAUGUCAAUUAUUUGAACUUUUAUCUUUAAUUCUUCAUAUUUUGAUCUGCAUAGUUUGAGUUUAGUAUAACUUGGUUUGUUUAUAGGAAAAGGAAAGGUUUUAAAAUGCAGAAUUUCCCUAAGAAGUAUUACCUAUUGAUGUCUAAGGGAUACAUAUUUGUACUGCCCAUUGAAUGAACAAAUGGAAGGUGAACUUGUGAUCUGAUUUUUCUUUUUAAUCAAGCUGCCACAGAGAUUAUGCUAACACAAUAUGGAAGUAUAGAAGAAAAACACUGGACUAUCAUCUCCUAUCUUGAAUAUAAAUAUUUUAUAAUACUUUAGGAAAAAAAGUUAACUGAAAAAAGCCUUACAAAAUCCUUUUUCUUUUUUAAAAGGCCAACAUAUUUACAAAGAAAACGAAGAAAAGAUGUUAUUUCAUUCGUCCUGUCCCCCCCGCAAAAAUGCAUAGUUAGACAGUGUUGUGAUAUUGAGCAAAAAGCAUUGUUAGGACAUUAAAUAGUUGCUGCAGGUUUUUCGGGCUGUUUGGCUGUGUUCUGGAGGAAGAAAAACCUCCAGAACAUGGCCAAACAGCCCAAAAAACCUACAACAACCAUUGGAUCCCAGCCGUGAAUGCCUUCAAGAAUACAUAGGACAUUAAAUAGUUUGUCAGGGAUGUUUGACAUUAUAGUACAAUAUCUACAGGUUCCUCUCACCAACUACCCCAGUCCACAGCUUGUACAAGUGUACCAUAGUAUAAAUAGCAUACGUCUAUAUAAAACAUGCACACCAUUCCUGGCUGUUUCAUGUACUGCUCAACUUUCAUGGCAUAACACACUUCAGAAGCCAAAGCUAGUUGUAAUGAAGAAUAUGUUAAGUGGCCUCAGACACUUUGCUGUAACUUACCUUCUACUUACUUGUAUAGGGUGAAUGUGGCUUAUUAAAGAUUGCACAGUAAGGGUUUAUCCAUACAUAGCAUUUGUGACUCCUGUGUCCCUCUUGGGGCUCUCUGCAGGCCAAAUAAAAUAUGUGGAAUGUCAAAACCUGUGUCCAACUUCUCUUUUCUUGGAAAAAGUGGCAUCCCUUUCAAAAAUCUUGAAGGAAUCUUUUUAGAAAUAUUCUUAUAGGAUGGAUUUUUGUUUGUUUUGAAUGGUGGUUUAAUGUUAAUUUACACAUCUCCCUGACUUACCCCCUUUACCUGAGCAUUUUCCUUUUUAUGCCCUUGUCCUCAAUUUGCACCCACCUCCAUCACUACUCUGUUGCUGCUGCUAUCAUGACCUUUAUAUGUUUGUUUCUGCUUCUCCCAUCUUCUUUUUUUUCUGCCUGGUGCAUGACAUUGGGAAAAGGUGCAGGAAAGGAAAAAGAAGCAAUAGGUGAGACAAAGGGGAAGCUUGGGGAGGCAGGGCAGAGCAAAGGCAUAACGUCAGAGAUUACAAGAGGAGACCGCACUAGCAAAGAGAUGGCAACAAAUAAGUGAGAAUGAAAGCUGAGGAGCGGGGGACCAUAAGACAGCAUAAGAGGCCAAAUCCUGACCAUUUAAUUGAAAAAAAUAUUCCAUAAGCCCUAAACGGCUUGGGCCCUGGAUACCUAAA